GUGUCUAAUCCUGGCGCGACGGAAUGACGCUUAAGAUUGAACACGAGUUAUGAGAUAAUGAUAGGUCUUCCGGUGUUUAGCGCACACCUCUUUUGUCGUCUUUCAUCAUCCAUCUUAUCAUACUAAACAUUCUUUCUCGCGACUUCUGUCCUCCGCGUGGAUGCUUCUGUGGGCUAACACACGUCGGAGCGAUAACGACCCUCGCUCGCUUCCCUGCCGGCUCUUCGCGCGCAUGUUUCAGUAAUAUAUCUUUAGCUUAAAAUCUACUGAUGCACAUUGCUUACAAAGUCGCACGUAAGCUACUUGCAGUUGAGCUGUGACGCCUGAGCGUGGGCGACUAAUGAUGGGUUCGCGCGGUUGCUUCGCGCGGAGAGAUGCACGCGGAGUGUACGUACACAUGUCCGAAGAGUGUCUCGCCUGUCACUCCGAAGAAAGUCGUUGGUUGUUCUUUUGUUGUCGUUGUUGUCGUCGUCUUUCACGCGCUCGUGCCACCACGACGACAAUGCAAAUUCCAGGCACUCGCCCUCUCAACGAGGAGAGACUCGGGGCUUGAAAUAUCACGUUGGACGAGCACGCGACCAUUUUUCUGUGAUCGCGCAGCGAGGAAAUUCUUUCGAUUAACUUUAACCGAAGAAGAAAUUUACGCCUCGGCUCUUCAGAGCUCGUCCCAAGUGUAGAAAUCAAUCCUCCGGAACAAUGGGACUUUCAAUCGUCUUUUUUUCAACCGAGUCACGUCUCUUCUCGGUCCGGAAGAGCUCGGGAAAAAAGUCACGAGAAAAACCAUCUACGCGAGCCGCCUAAAAGUAUGGAGCCGCUCUUGCAGGGGCUUUCAGCCACUUUUUUCGCUUCAUAACCGAGAUCGAUCUGCUCUUUAGGAACGCCCUGUGACGAGAUCACGGAUAACUGUGUCAAGACGUUCUGGAUAUCUCGACGUGCCAGUCUACAGGAUUGCGCAACUUGCUUGUGCUCCCGCGCUGCUGCUGCUGCUGCUGCUGCUGCUGCUGCUGCCUCCAGGCUCCCAGAAGCGAAAGAGAUAAAAGUAGAAUAACACAGAGCGCGGGAUCCACGAUGAUCCGAUUCUAAGAUCACCUUCUUGCCGUAUCGUAUACUUAGCUCUCCUCAAUUUACAAUCUCGAUUGCUCAGACUGGUCUAGAAUAUCGCGGAGGGCUUCAACGGACUGCAUUAGGACACCCUGCGGGGGCUACGUUUUCAUCGAGGUUUAUGCCGCAAUAGAACCGAGCCGGAAGCCUGGCUCCGUUGUGGAUGCCUGCGGAGGACCACCUCGGAGUGGAAAUGCUUAAAAGAUUCGAGUUUCCUCGAUUUCUGUGACGAACUAAUGGAGGAAGAUCUGCAAUAAGGCAGCGAAGCUGCCCAUAUUGUAGCACUUGACAGCAACGUAGUAACGAGUCUCCUUGAUUGGACAAAAGCAGCAAGAACCAUAAUGAGAAAAUGAAGCUAUGAAACCAGGAGCGGGCGAGAGGAUGGAGCGCGAGGCAGGCGACCGGACUAAAUUUACGACGACCGACCAAUCUCGACUUCCGGUAAGCACGAUACUUUAUGAAAGUAUAAUGACAACGAAGUAACAUUGCAGUAAGAAAAUGAAAGCUAUUCGCGGCCUAAGCCCUAGGCCAAGUGGAAGAUCGUCGUGUGGAAUGAGGCAGCGGCACAGCGGAAUAUAAAAAGAGCUCCAACCAUAGGCGCGCAGAAUUCUUUACGAUUGUUGCUCAUUUCGCGAUGAUGUUGUGGAAGGACGCAAGAACCGUGUGUUUCGGACACAAUGACAGUGCCCACGGUGGUCCCGAAGGCUCUCGAUCGCGGCGCGGCAGCGGUGGUUAGAGCAGCUGGAGCUCUCGAUAUGGCAGAGCGCGCGGUGAAGGUGGUACGCAGAGGAAGGAGGAGGCAUGAGACGUUGUGUACGGUAGGGUGGUGGGGUGUGUCAGUACAGUUGCAAAGGUGAAUUAGUGCCUGGGAGGUUACGCGCGGAGGGAAUGAGAGUGGCCCAGGCUACGCUCGAGCUAAUAUUCUCGUGGUGGGAGUAUUUCAUUCCGGUGUGCAUGCUCCGCUGCGUGGAGAGGUAGAGAGGCUGUUCUAGUAGUUCGCUCCGUGGACGGAGUACGCGCCGAGGAGUGGUAGGAGUGUACGGAGGCGUUUGUGUGUGUGUGUGUGUGUGUGUGUGUAUGCGCGAGUAUCUCCGUCUCUCGGUUCAGCUUAAUUCGACACAGCCACAGGUAGCAUAAUGGCAAUGUGGAAGUGGACGUAUUGCUCGGGACGCAUACAAUCUCCCGAGCGUUGGACGCGCUGCGGCGCGAUCUCGUUGAUGCCGCAUUCUCCAAGUCGUGCACCGAGCGGCGGGUCCAUCCGCUCCAAAGCUCGGGACCAAAGGUACCGAGUCUAAAAGCAGAGAUUGCGAGAGAAUAAGAGAGAAAGAGAAAGCCAGAGGGCUCGGGAGCGCGAGAGACAAAGCGCGAACGGGCGCGCAGAGCGAGAAGGAAAGCGGAGUAGGAGCUCCGAGAGGAAGCGGACCAGAGCAGAGGGAGGGCAGGUCGCGUGCCGCCGCGUGGUGCUACUCCCGUAAGAGGUUCGGCGAGGUGAGGCGCGCUGUACUUAUACCUUACCAACGUAUCUCUCUCACGGUUAUUCCACUAAGCAGUGGACCGUAAGCCCCGCACAGACGGAGAAAGAGUGAGCCAGGGCCCUCUCUCUCCGCCACGAUGUUCCGUCUCUCGCGCGCCCGCGAUCUGCUCCGAUGCUGUGCCGUGUGCUUCUGCUAACUCGGGCGCCCGCUCUCAUCCACGGCCACGCUACUCGGAGCGACUCACCGCGCCUCGUUCGCGGUUAUAGCAUACACCAACUCACCUCUACCUACCUACCUACCUACCUACUUUACGAAGCGUACCCUACCUACCUCUAUACCCCAACCAACCUACGGGUUCAGUCUCCCCGCCCAGUCGAAUCCUCGCACUGCCGCACCACACCGUGCCCCGAAGUGCUGUGCUUGUUCCUCCUCACUCUUCUCUUACUCUUACUUUGCUCUGUGCUUCACCGGUAACGCCACGCUUCAUACACUCUUGCCUCCUUACUCGAUCUUGUGGACUCGCCCGGUCCGCGUGUGCCGGCUUACUCGAACCUCGUCAUCAUCGCAGUUGUCAUCUCACCGCGCUCACUUCGCUCUUCACCACCACUACCACCACCACCACCACCACCAUCGCCUUAUUUUUCCUCAAAGCAAGUUUUCUUCGAACUAACGCCACUGCUGCCAAUUUCCACCUCCAUCAUCGCCGCUUCCACUACUUACUGCCCUACGCGAGAUCCUCCGACGACUACGAGCUCGAGAUUCUCACAACAAACGGAGACCGACAGAGAGAGUCACACACUAAUGCGGCGUGUCACCUCGCGAACGGACAAACGCCGCGAGGACCAGCACACCGCCCUCUUCCAAUUCAAGCCGAUCGCCAGUCAGGACCCAGCUGUCCUGUCGAAGACAUACCUUCGCGCGGCUACGGAAUACCGAAGAUUCCCGCUCACUUAACGGACUAACGGAGUUGCUGCGACGUGCGAGUCUCGCCGGUCUCUGCGGGCGAGACCGUGUUUGUUUUGCUACGAUCGUGUUUCCCAAGCGUUUCCUCCAUCGAACUAAACAACCUUCGAUUCUACUUCGGAAGUUUAAAAGCCCUCCGAGUUAAUCAAACGACUCUCACCUUCAUCCGGAUUCGGAUAAAUUUCCGUUUUUUUUCUCCUUUUCUCUUGACUGUGUGAUUCGACGUGAGACUAAGUGAGUUCAUCCAUCGACGUCUGGCUCGGAUUUAAAAAACAGUGCCCACCGCAGCCUGUUUUCAUAAACUGUGUUAAGACGCUUAAUUGCAGUGUUGCGAUCGCCCAUGAGACAAGAACACGUGGCCAGUCCGCCCCACGAGGCUGGCUAGAACACCGACCGUUACUACUGACAGCUCUCUGUGAGAACGCGCGUGUGAGCCGCUCUUUCUCUCUCCCUCGGGAAGUCGCUACACGCGUUACCGCUGCUACUACUACCGCCGCCCGCGUGCAGCCGCUCAGGAUUCCGAAGGGCUUUUACCUUCGUCCUCGCCGAUCCGCAGGCUCCGCGAUAACUCGCUACUGAAAAGUCCGGAUCGUUUUUCACGAAUGACUAAACGGUGAUAACUCAGUGAAAUGAGUGAAUAAAAGUGUUUCCUUGUGACCGGACGCAACGACAGUUUUCACUAAGUUUUUUGUUUUGUUAUCUCGUUUUCACAUUUAAUCUGGUAACGUGUACCUCGAGUGCAGGCAUUCUCAGGCUCCAACCAAGUUAAACUUAUGGAAUGACAAAGAAGGUUGUUCCGGGUACAGAGAAGCAGCAGCAGCAGCAGCAGCAGCAGCAGAAGAGGAUAAGCAAGUCUGAGAGGGCGCAACUGUCGAGGUGACGCGAGAGAGGCGGUGUGAUGAGUGGAUAUCUCGGGACUAGCACCCUGUCCCCAUCGCUCUUACACGACCCCAAGUACCCUCCAGCCAUGCGAGAGAAGGAUUCGAGCCCGAGAAAGAUGCCUGGUCACAUAAGCCCGAAGCAGGCGAGCAUUUAUCCCCUGAGCGUGAGGAUCACCGACGUCGAAGAGUUGCCUUAUGACCUUAGCCACGGGAGAGAUUCAUCGGGCCAUGCCCGGGGCGCUGAUUCGAGUCCAACGGCGUUGAUGAACCAGCAGCCUCACAUGAGUCCGGCUGCGAGACCGCCGAGGUCGCACAACGAGCAGCAGGACGACGGGGACUGCGAGCCUCUCGACCUUCGCGUCGAUCACAAGAAGGAUCAUUUGAGGGACGAGAAUCAGAAUGACAUUGAAGUACUCAAUCAAAACGGACUGGAACGUUUGCCCUAUCACACGGUAUUGUUUCCUCAGCAUCACGCUGUACAUCCUCUCGUUCUCGAGGCGAUGUACAGAUCGCAUCAUCAACCACCGGCGAUCACUGAUUUACCCAAAAUCCAGGUACGAGCCCUGCCCACAAUGGUGCCGCUGCCCUCCUCCAAUCGAUUUCCCUCGUCUUCUUCGUCCUCCGCCUCGUCCCAGCCACCGAUAAAUCAGAGAAUUUCCAGCCCCGUGACCAGCAGAGAAACGCAUCAGGGCCAACAGAGCCAGCAGCAGAAUCAACAGCAAACGCCUCACCAAACGCAGCAGGGUUCCGCUAAUUUGCCUCCGUACUCGGCCUCGAGCAUCGGAGUCUCCGGCAGCCUAAAACCCAAGGACCGUUACUCGUGUAAAUUCUGUGGCAAGGUAUUCCCUCGCUCGGCCAAUCUCACUCGACACUUAAGGACUCACACCGGUGAACAGCCGUACAAGUGCAAAUAUUGUGAAAGGUCGUUCAGUAUAUCGAGCAACCUUCAACGACACGUUAGGAAUAUUCACAACAAGGAAAAACCGUUCAAGUGCCCGCUGUGCGAGCGAUGCUUCGGACAGCAGACGAACCUCGAUCGACAUCUGAAGAAACACGACGCCGACGGGCCCACGAUACUCGACGAGGUCCGCUCCCGCUAUCACGGACAAUUGCCCAGAGCUGACGAUUCCUAUUUCGAAGAAAUCCGGAGCUUCAUGGGCAAGAUCACUUCCCAAAGGCAGGGGAUUCCUUACUUCCCUGGUUUAUUAAGCACCAGCGGCGAGGAGUACCGGAACGAUAAGCAACAGCUGCAAAUGGAAGAGAAACGCGGCGACUCCUCGUACUUUAGUGAUCGUGACAAUUUGAGCUCGAGAUCAAGCAGUAGCGCCAGCAGAGCCGAGAGCGUUCACGAGGACCAGAGAGACGCGAAUACACCGCCGUUGUCCCCCGGUAACAACACCUGAUCAUCCUCAUCGCCGACUCUUUUAUCAUCGACAUUCCAGAUAUGCUUUACUUCGAUGCGAGUCUCGUGAUUAACGGGAAUCCAAAGACACGCUGCUCCCGAGCGCGUUGGUCCGCUUACCGUCCCCCCGCGGACUCGUCUCCUCCUCUCAUUAUAUUCGAAUAAAUCGCGUUACCGAUAGACCUCGAAGAUCGUUUAUUGCGAGACCGGACGACGGGAUCAACGUUGGGAAGAGCUCGGGCCCUCUCUCGAUGCGGCAUAAGCGAGUUGUGCCACAGAAGAAAACUCCGUGACGAGCAGGCGUGUUACCACCAGUUACUAACAUCUCUCGUCGCGUUUAUCACACACAAACGUGUACAUAUUAUUUUGGGUAGACUGUUGAACGAGAAGAUAUAAUCAUAAAGGCGGUUCUCAUCUGUGAAAGGUUGAAGAGUCUCGCGCCGAGAAGAUGCAGGACGGGAACCCUACGACUAGUAACUAGUUAGACUGUAAUAGUUGGUAGUAUUUACUUUUACGAUGGCGAUAUAUACGCGUUAAGAAAGUUCGUCUCUGUGAGGCCGGGAUCGUUAAUUUCUCGGCAGCUGUCUCCCCUGUUAAUAAACAAUGGAGGACGUGGAUUGAGGGGAUAAACGAACAUGAGAAAACGAAUGACUUUUCAAAGUCGAUGCAAAUCCGAGUGAGUUUUGACGACUCGAAAAGAAAAUUCGAGUCUUUUUGUCCUCCUGGUUUUUGGGUGUGCUGGGCCGCUGAUCGCCAUUCGUCCGAGCGGUUAUCGAGUGUCGAAUUUCGAGAGCCUCGCUCAAUUUAUGAUGUAUAAUUAGCUGAAAGUGGAAGGUCUGAGGAAGCAGCCUGGUUAGGAAGGAGGGGGGGGAAGGGAGGCUCAUUUUCCCGUUACCAGAGGCGCGCAUCGAAACCUACAAUUAUCCGCGUUUUUCCUCCUGCUGUUACGCGACGAGUUUAAUCGUUCUCGCGCGCCCGGACUCCCUUUUUCCUGACGACUCGGACGACCGCAGGCAGGAACCCGUUCACGGCACUUACCAAGAAUAAUCUUUCACUCGCUGCGAGGAAAAAUCAAGAGUGAACCCAUUCGUUCCGGCGAAAAGUGUAGGUAGAGAUAUGGGCGAGUGCUGCUGCUGCUGCUGCGUGUUACUCAUCUGGUGGUUUUACGAGGUAGAAAGUGAAUUUAAAGAGCAAACCGCAACGGGAGCAGCCGUCGCGAUCGCGUUGUCGUUGCGCCCGUUUUAUCACAGGCGUGUUCAUCCGUUGGCGAUCGGUCAUUCGCGAGCGAGAACUGCUGCUGCGCGAGUCCGUGACGAGUUUUCACGACGCUCGGAUCGCUCGAAAAACUGGACGCGCUCACGGGGAUUAGAAAUCAUCGCGUCUUUCGUUGACUUUUGUACCGAGCAACGAUCCUCCCGGUGGCCACUAAAAACCAGUCGUACGUCCGAAAGCUUGUUAAACCUUAAGCAACAAAUGUACACACACACACACACACACACACACACACACACACACACACUCAUGAGAUCGGCAGUCGAGAAAAGAAAGAACGUGCGCAGUUUCGUUGUCGUGAUUCGAGAUGCAAUCGUGGGAAGAGGCGGAGGCUGCUGUUGCGCCGCAAUCUCGGGUCAGGGUAAAAUGCUAUACGUUCCCCAUAAGCAUCUUAUGUACCAUACGUACAUGCUUUAUAUACGGUAUACUCUCUCGUGCACAUCGCGGGGAGAGAAAUGGUAACGGAAUUCGAGAUGGUGAACGCAGCCAGCAUCCGAACCUACUCGUGUGCACGAACAUGGCAAUCGUCCAUUUCCUCUCUCGCUCCCCCCUCCCCGGCCUGCAUAAGUGCGUUCUUAAAUGCGACUCCGGCGCACAAACUCCCGCUCCUUCGUAACACAGCAACGAUUUCAUCGGGAAACGUAUAUCUGUACCAGGGCAGGACGCCUUGUCCGAUGGACUCUCGCCGUCUCUUCCUCCCUCUUUUUCUCUCUCUCUUUCUUUCCGUCUCUGCUCUGUUGCGAUGUCCCUGACCUUUGACCCGAGAUCCCAAUACCAGGAUUCCCUAAAUUGCGACACCUCGGGAUGCUCGAGCGUCUGGAUCGUUGGAGAAAAAAAAGAUUUUUUGGAGUCGAAAAAGGGGAUAAAAGAAUCGAGUAUCGGAGCAGGUUCAAUCGAUCCCGAAAAAUGGUUUUUUUAAUUAAUCAUUCGUGUUUCGUUUAUGUUAGAGCACGAUCUCGUUGAAGUUUCUUAAGGAGACGGAGCCGAAACUGCUGGCUAUCGGUGAUUAUUCCCAAGCACCAAUAUUCGUCCCGAUCGUUUCUCCCUGCCUGGGAAUAGCGCUAAUAACUCGCGCGUAUAUGAUACUAAGAGGAUAGUUACCUGUACAAAUAUAUCGAGGUUGGGCGAGGUGUGACCGAGCAAUCGAGCGAUCUUUCGUUUUUUUUCUCGCCGACGUACACGCUGAUGAUUUACUCUCUUUCUCUCAUUCCCUGCAUCUCGCGUUCCGUCUCUCUUCCGCAGCAGCGUCUGACUCGGCAUGUCUCCGUCCCUCUCGCUCGCCCACGACGUAUACCUUCGGCUUUGCACAUAUCCGCGUGCGCAUUCGUGGCCCGCGGCCUCGGUGGACUCUUGCGUUACAGUUUUUGCCACGCCCCGCGCGAUAUCCGCCGGAGAGCUCAUCUCGCGAAAGUGAAACGCACUAAAGGAGCCGCGCUCUGUGUCCGCGUCUUCGGAUCUGUACACAGCCGCGUGUCUACACGCGCACACACACACACACAAUCUACGAACGUUCGUGUGUGUCGCGAGGGAGAGUCAUUCGGCGCUGAGGCCAUCCGGCGUCUCUCUCGACCUCACUUCGAGAAAAGCAGCGCGAGAUAACGAUCGAUCUCGACGAUGAUUAUGCUCACGUGGUACAAAUUCUUUCAGUCCUUGUACUUUUUCUUCAAACUCAAGUUAGCUUGAGCCGCUCUAGCGUGCAGCCCGAGAAGUGCGUUCGAGUCGCUUCCUGCAAGCGGCUCUUUUCCGUUGCUUUUUUCAACAAAUUUCAAAGCUCCAAGAACGUAUUGAAGCUUUCGAUUCGGCACGAAAACCUUCCAGACUUCAAAACUCACUCUCAACUUCGUUUUCUCAUCUUCCUCUGCUCACUGUCCCCGAGACUUCUUCAGCAAUAAAAUCGCAAGCUGCACGUACCUAAACACGCAAACAUACGUUACCUAAUGAAUAUUAUUAAACGCGGAUCAAUCCGCGGCCUCUCUAUAGACUUUUAUUCACGAUCGUGUGUAAAUAUGCGACGGCAUAAUCAUGAGAUAUCAACCUAAUAGUAAUAUAUUAAUUAUGUAAAUGAAAUAUAUGAAUUCAUACGUAUGCAUAUAGCUAUACAAAUAUUAUAUUCAAAGAGAAUGAUGACACAUCGUAUAUCACGGUUUAACGUUAAGACGAAUCGAGAUUAAAGAUUCGAGAUAAUAUAUAUGUAGAAGAAAAUGUAUUUACCUAGACGAUAGACUUCGUAUCGAGGCUCAAUUUAGUUAGUUAAUUGAUAUUAUGACAUUUGCGCGUGGGUGAUUUAUAAUCGAAGCCAACGAAUUAUCAUUUAUCACGAAAUAACAUUUUCUCAAUCUUUGUAUCAAAUCCUCCCAAUUUAUCAUCCAAUCGAUCAAUGAAAAAUCCGUUAACUGAGCGAUCAGUCAAGAGAAUUGAAAAAAGAGUCAAUAAUUCGAAUCUAAUGCAUUUGUCAAGUGACCGAAUCGCGCGUUUCAUCGCGACAUUUUUCUUCACGCUAUUUUUCUACCUUGUACAUAAAACUUGAAUCCCUUUUACCCUUGCCGAGUCACAUAUGACGAGUUUCGGGUGAACAAACGUCGGUCGAAUUAUGCGAAUGUAUGCGCAUGGGUACACUGAUGCCUUUAUGCAUGACACUCCACCGCGACGUUGCUCAACGUUAAUUGGCCCGAGCUCAUUUCACAAGAAUACAGAGUGGAAGCGAGCACGCACACACGCCUUGUUAAGCCUCGUUUCAAGCUCUAGGGCCGAUCGGUGUUCGUUCCUUCUAUCGCUGCCAUUGAUUAUAGACGAAUCUGAUGACGCGUUAAGCGAUUACAACACAUUUCAUGAUCACCUUUAUCACGACCAUUCGUUGAAUUCACUUUUUUAUAACUGUCGAGAGUCUGCUCGUUUGAAAAAACAAAUAAAAAAGAAAAACUAAAGAUUGAAAGAACAAGUGCUGGCCCCUUAAGAGAUCGAAGCAGUUGCACCUUUUCGUAGUUCGUUUCGAUCGAAUGCUCAUCGAUCACCGAAAGUAACCCACCGAAAGAACAUAUAUAUUUUUUUUUUUUCGUUUUCUUUAUUCGUUUGUUUUCUUUUUUUUUCACCAAGAAGACCAAAAAAUUUGCAGGCAAAUUUAGUCGCAAUCGAAUGGAAUGAACUCGGUGAAUUUUCGAUCCGAACUACCGAGUCGUUGAAAGCUUUUCGAAAUCGUCGGUUUCCAUCGCUAAAACGAAUGUAAAAAUAAACAGAAAUAUAUCUUCGUUGAUGCAGCUAAAGACAAAAGCGUCUUGGUUCAAAUCGUCCCCGACACCUGGCCGUUAUUUUAUUUUUAUAAAAAUACCUACUAGCUCGCUGUUAAGUGACGAAGGAGUGCGAGAUACAUUGUUACAUGUUUUGUAAUACGAUUGUGAUUUCAUUGAGGUUACCGAUUUAUACGUAAUUCAUUGUAUUAAAUAAACGAAAAUGAAAUGAGGAAAAAACAACAACACAGCGGAAAAACUCGAUCUGAAAAACUCGAGUUUCAUUCGUGCUUAGAAAUAAGGUCAAAAGUUUUAAGCUUCACCGGUCCUUUUCGAAUGUUAAAUAAAUAUGAAAAAAUACCCAUUGGCACGCCCCAUCGAUUUUCUCACCGGUGAAGCCUCACGAGAGACAAGAGAUUCUCAAUUUCCUACAAGAUCGUCCAUCACUUGAGUGCACCAUUGAAAAUAAGCACAGAAAAACGUCUCACUUUCUAAUAAUCUCGCACCAAUUGGGAAUCUCUCGACUGUCGUUAAUUUCACGUAAAUUUAUCAUUAGUCACAUGUCUCGUAGCUUAUUAGUGGUGACUGUAUAUAUGUCGAUAUGUAACAUUCGAUAGUUAUUACAUGAAAAAUAUUCUUA
Messenger RNA from Venturia canescens, 10958 nucleotides. Its product is annotated as MDS1 and EVI1 complex locus protein EVI1-B-like. The coding region runs from base 4438 to 5823 and encodes 461 amino acids. The transcript is spliced from 2 exons. Gene Ontology annotation, cellular component: nucleus. Gene Ontology annotation, biological process: regulation of transcription by RNA polymerase II. Gene Ontology annotation, molecular function: RNA polymerase II cis-regulatory region sequence-specific DNA binding; DNA-binding transcription activator activity, RNA polymerase II-specific. Lineage: Eukaryota; Metazoa; Arthropoda; Insecta; Hymenoptera; Ichneumonidae. The record is from RefSeq and is a predicted model, not a curated record.